CUGCGAUUGUUCCAGAAGAAAGAGACAGCGAUGGCGGCAGAACCUUCGAAGGCUGCGUCUGCCCGGUCUUCCUACCAGUGGAUGGGGAGGAAGAGUCAGCCCUGGGGGGCCGCUGAAAUCCCGUGCACCAGGUGUGGAAGGAGGGUGUCCAGAGCAUCCGGUCACCAUUAUGAACUUCAGUGUGGACAUGCUUUAUGUGAACUGUGCUUGUUAAUAACUGAAGAAUGCACUACAAUUACAUGCCCUGAUUGUGAGGUUGCUACAGCUGUGAAUACUAGACAAGGCUACUACCUAAUGGCUGGAUGUUUUAAAGAAGACCCUGUAAUGGCAAAACUGCAGCCUAAGACGAUAAAGAAUUGUUCUCAGGACUUUAAGAAGACUGCUGAUCAGCUAACUACUGGUUUAGAACAUUCAGCAUCCACACACAGGACUGUUUUGAACUCAUCAGCUGUAAUGUUGGACACUAACACUGCAGAAGAAAUUGAUGAAGCAUUGAAGACAGCACACCACAAUUUUGAACAAUUAAGUAUUGCUGGAAAAAUACUUGAACACAUGCAGAAGCAAACAAGAGAGGAGACAGAAAGUGUUAUAGAAGUUGUGGAGAAACAGUUUGACCAACUUACGGCUCUUUUUGAUUCCAGGAAAAAGAACCUAUGUGAAGAAUUUGCAAGAACGGCUGAUGCUUAUCUAUCAAAUUUAAUAAAGACUAAAAGCUGCAUUGAAGAGAAAAGAAAUAAUUUGAAUGCAGCUAUGAACAUAGCAAGAGCAUUGCAAUUAUCACCUUCUCUAAGAACAUAUUGUGACCUGAAUCAGAUUAUCCGGACUUUGAAAUUAACAUCAGAUUGUGAAUUAGCACAAGUUAGUUCUCUAAAACAAAGGAACCCUCCCAGGUUGAAUGUGAAUUGCAGUGAGAUUAUCUAUAUGUUCAAAAAUAUGGGAAAGAUUGAAUUUGAGGACUCAACAAAAUGUCAUCCCCAAGAAAAUGAAAUUAGUCAGAAUGUUCAGAAGAAAUACAAUAACAAGAAGGGGCUUUCUUGUUAUGAUACAUACCCACCAGUAGAAAAGAAGAAGAUUGACAUGUCUGUCCUAACCAAUGAAGCACCACUACCUCCUUUGCAACCUGAGACAAAUAAUGUACAUUUAGAAGCAAAAAACUUGCAGCCACAGAAAGACAUUGCUGCAACAGCAUCCCCUAAAACCAUUGCUCUGUUACCUCAAAUGGGAUCUAGCCCUGAUGUGAUAAUUGAAGAAAUUAUUGAAGACAACAUAGAAAGUUCUGCAGAGCUAGUUUUUGUAAGCCAUGUAAUAGAUCCUUGCCAUUUCUACAUUCGGAAGUAUUCACAAAUAAAAGACGCAAAAGUACUGGAGAAGAAGGUGAAUGAAUUUUGCAACAGGAGUUCACACCUUGAUCCUUCUGACAUUUUGGAACUAGGUGCAAGAAUAUUUGUCAACAGUAUUAAAAAUGGAGUGUGGUGUCGAGGAACUAUCACAGAAUUAAUUCCAAUAGAGAGUAAAAAUAUUAGAAAACCUUGUAGUCCAACCAAAUUCUUUGUCCAUGAAGUUGCACUAAUACAAAUAUUCAUGGUAGAUUUUGGAAAUUCUGAAGUCCUGAUUGUCACAGGAGUUGUUGAUACCCAUUUGAUACCGGAACAUUCUGCUGACCAACAUACUGCGGUAAAUGAUUUAUGUCUGUUUCUAAGGAAAUCUGAACCAUAUAUUGAAGGGCUGCUAAAAGACAUCCAGCCGUUAGCACAACCAUGCUCAUUGAAAGACAUUGUUCCACAGAAUUCAAAUGAAGGCUGGGAACAGGAGGCUAAAGUGGAAUUUUUGAAAAUGGUAAAUAACAAGUCUGUUUUAAUGAAAGUUUUUAGAGAAGAAGAUGGUGUGCUUAUUGUAGAUCUGCAGAAACCACCAACAAAUAAAAUAAGCAGUGAUAUGCCUGUGUCUCUUAGAGAUGCACUAGUUUUUAUGGAACUAGCAAAGUUUAAGUCACAAUCACUAAGAAGUCAUUUUGAAAAAGAUACUACUUUACACUAUCAUCCACCUAUUUUGCCUAAAGAAAUGACAGAUGUUUCAGCAACGGUUUGUUAUAUAAAUAGUCCUGGAGAUUUCUAUCUUCAUUUGCUAGAGGCCGUGGAUUUUUUACCUCUAUUGAAGACAAUCGAGGAUUUCUAUAAAAAUGAAGAUGGAGAAAAUCUGGAAAUCCUCUGUCCAGUUCAAGAUCAAGCCUGUGUAGCUAAAUUUGAAGAUGGAAUUUGGUACCGAGCAAAAGUUAUCGGAUUGCCUGGACAUCGGGAAGUUGAAGUUAAAUAUGUGGACUUCGGUAAUACUGCAAAAAUAACAAUUAAAGACAUCCGUAAAAUAAAAGAUGAGUUUCUGAAUCCCCCAGAAAAGGCAAUUAAAUGUAAGCUGGCCUAUAUUGAACCAUAUAAAAGGGCAAUGCAGUGGUCCAAAGAAGCUAAAGAAAAAUUUGAACAAAAGGCUCAAGAUAAAUUUAUGAUAUGUUCAGUUAUCAAAAUUCUGGAAGAUAAUGUGCUCUUAGUUGAGCUUUUUGAGUCUCCUGGUCCUCCUGAAAUUACUAGUAUUAAUGACCAGCUAGUCAAAGAGGGCCUGGCAUCUUAUGAAAUAGGAUAUAUCCUCAAAGAUAAUUCUCAAAAGCAUAUUGAAAUUUGGGAUCCUUCUCCAGAAGAAAUUAUUUCAAAUGAAGUAAACAAGUUAAAUCCUGUGUCUGCAAAAUCUCUACCUAAUGAGAAUUUCCAGUCACUUUAUAAUAAGGAAUUGCCUGUGCAUAUUUGUAAUGUAGUAUCUCCUGAGAAGAUUUAUGUUCAGUGGUUGUUAACUGAAAACUUACUUAAUAGUUUAGAAGAAAAGAUGAUAUCUGCUUAUGAAAACUCAAAAUGGGAACCUGUUAAAUGGGAAAAUGAUAUGCACUGUGCUGUUAAGAUCCAAGAUAAAAAUCAGUGGCGAAGAGGUCAGAUCAUCAGAAUGGUUACAGACACAUUGGUAGAGGUUUUGCUGUAUGACGUGGGUGUUGAACUAGUAGUGAAUGUUGACUGUUUAAGAAAACUUCAAGAGAAUCUAAAGACAAUGGGAAGACUCUCUUUGGAAUGUUCUCUGGUUGACAUAAGACCAGCUGGUGGGAGUGACAAGUGGACAGCAACAGCUUGUGACUGUCUUUCAUUGUACCUGACUGGAGCUGUAGCAACUAUAAUCUUACAGGAGAACAACACAACUUGGCCAUUACCUGUGAAAAUUUUCUGCAGAGAUGAAAAAGGAGAGCGUGUUGAUGUUUCUAAAUAUUUGAUUAAAAAGGGUUUGGCUUUGAGAGAAAGGAGAAUUAACAAAUUAGAUAACAGCCAUUCAUUAUCUGAGAAGUCUCUGAAAGUCCCCCUGGAACAAGAAGAUUCAGUAGAUAUUAACUGUAUUAAAACUAACUUUGACCCUGACAAAAAGGCUGCUGACAUAAUCAGUGAACACCAAGUGUCUGAACUUCAGGAGAAAAUUCUAGAACCAAGAACCACUAGAUGCUAUAAACCACCAACUAUUCCUAACAUGAAAGUAUUUGAGGCAACAGUCAGCUGUGUUGCUGAUGAUGGAACUAUAUUUGUAUUACCUAAACCAUCAGAAUUUGAGUUAAUAAAAAUGACAAAUGAAAUUCAAAGUAAUUUAAAAUGCCUUGGUCUUUUGGAGCCUUAUUUCUGGAAAAAAGGAGAAGCAUGUGCAGUAAGAGGAUCUGAUACUCUGUGGUAUCGAGGAAAGGUGAUGGAGGUUGUAGGUGGCAUGGUCAGAGUACAAUAUUUAGAUCAUGGAUUCACUGAAAAGAUUCCACAGUGCCAUCUUUACCCUAUUUUGCUGUAUCCUGAUAUACCCCAGUUUUGUAUUCCUUGUCAGCUCCAUAAUACCACACCUGUUGGGAAUGUCUGGCAACCAGAUGCAAUAGAAGUCCUUCAACAACUGCUUUCAAAGAGAGAGGUGGAAAUUCACAUUAUGGAAUUACCUAGAAAUCCAUGGGAGAAAUUGUCUAUUCAUCUCUAUUUUGAUGGAAUGUCACUUUCUUAUUUUAUGGCAUAUUAUAAAUAUUGUACUUCUGAACAUACUGAGGAGAUGGUGAAAGAAAAACCAAGAUCAGAUUAUGAUAAAAAGUAUGAAGAGGAACAAUGGGAAAUAAGGUUUGAAGAAUUGCUUUUGUCUGAAACAGAGACUCCUCUUUUACCACCGUAUUUGUCUUCAUCUCUGCCUCCCCCAGGAGAACUCUGUGCUGUUCAAGUUAAGCACGUUGUCUCACCUAAUGAAGUGUAUAUUUGCCUUGAUUCAGUAGAAACUUGUAAUCAAUCUAACCAGCAUAGUGACACAGAUGAUAGUGGAGUCAGCGGGGAAUCAGAAUCCGAAAGCCUUGAUGAAGCACUGCAGAGGGUUAAUACGAAAGUAGAGACGCUUCCUCCUCUGACAGAUUUUAGAACAGAAAUGCCUUGUCUUGCAGAAUAUGAUGAUGGCUUAUGGUAUAGAGCGAAGAUUGUUUCCAUAAAAGAAUUUAAUCCUUUAUCUAUCCUGGCACAAUUUGUUGAUUAUGGAUCAACUGCAAAGCUGACAUUAAACAGACUGUGCCAAAUUCCUUCUCAUCUUAUGCGGUAUCCAGCUCGAGCCAUAAAGGUUUUCUUGGCAGGGUUUAAACCUCCCUUAAGGGAUCUAAGGGAGACAAGAAUACCAUAUUGUCCCAAAUGGAGCAUGGAGGCACUAUGGGCCAUGAUAGACUGUCUUCAAGGAAAGCAGCUUUAUGCUGCAUCCAUGGCUCCAGCACCAGAACAAAUAGUGACGUUAUAUGACGAUGAGCAGCAUCCAGUUCAUAUGCCAUUAAUAGAAAUGGGGCUUGCAGAUAAAGAUGAACAAGUGCAUAAGUGUAUACAGUGAAGAUAAUCUGUAGAAGCCUAGAAGAAAGUUUUCUGUUAUAUUUAGACCCGAAAUGGUUUUCCUAAUUUGUUCUGCAGUAGUGCUUUAACUCUUCUAAUUUUUACAUAUAGGAAUUGUGUGGGUAAAAAAAGUUAAUAAAUGUUUGCUUCCCAACA
Messenger RNA from Cebus imitator (Panamanian white-faced capuchin), 5063 nucleotides. It is a transcript of the gene RNF17, whose product is annotated as ring finger protein 17. NCBI's taxonomy places the organism in Eukaryota, Metazoa, Chordata, Mammalia, Primates, Cebidae. The record is from RefSeq and is a predicted model, not a curated record. Bases 31 to 4908 code for a protein of 1625 amino acids. The transcript has 36 exons.